Messenger RNA from Brachypodium distachyon (stiff brome), 423 nucleotides. RefSeq lists its product as uncharacterized. The record is from RefSeq and is a predicted model, not a curated record. Bases 1 to 423 code for a protein of 140 amino acids. The transcript has a single exon. Lineage: Eukaryota; Viridiplantae; Streptophyta; Magnoliopsida; Poales; Poaceae.
AUGCCGCGCCACAUCGGCAUGAUCGCCGCCGCCGCGCUGCACCACCACGGCGGCGCGAGCGCGGUCGCGAUCGCCGGCGCGGCGGCGGCGUUCCUGGCCGUGUGCGCGCUGGCGCUGGCGCUGUGCGCGUCGCACUCGGCCCCGGCGGCGGCGGCGUCAGCGAGGCUGCGGCGCGCGCUGGCCAGCGUGAGCCGGCGGCGGACGGACCCGGCCAUCGUCAGCGUCCACCAGGUGCAGCCCGGCUGCGGCGGGGACGACGCCGGGAUGGCGUCGCCGCCGGCGUGCGUGUGGCAGAGGGGCAUCCUGAUGGGGGAGAAGUGCCAGCUGCCGGACUUCUCCGGGGUGAUCAACUAUGACCCCGCCGGGAACAUGCUCGCGCCCGGACGCCCUCGGGCCGUGCCGCUGCCACCGCUUGGCUGGUGA